AGAAUUUUCUAGUUGCUACAUUUGCUUGCUUAAAUGCUAAUUCUUUGCUGACAAUAAUUCUGUUAUUUAGCUGUAUAACUUGUCCAGUUAUAAGCACUCCACUACAUGAUAGAAUGCAGUACAAUGUAUGGAUAAAGUUAGCAAAAAUAGUAAACACCACUGAUUUCUGUCUUACUGAUGCUCCAGAUAUGCAUGGAUUACUUAGUACAUGUCUCAUUCCCAUAUGCAAAGCUCCUGGUUCUCUUGGUAAUGUUACUGGGUUGAGUAAAUUUCUGAACUUUAGUGAAAUUCAUUAUCACACCAUGGCGCAAUGUGGAAUUGCUACAUACCAGUUACCCCAAGAUGCUAUACAGUUAUACACCCCAUAUGUUGUAAACCACAAGAAUAACACAUGUGCUAGAAUGGUAAAUUGCUCUAUUCACCGUCCACUAAAAGGUUGUUUGUCCCCAAGGCCUUCUCUGUGGAAUUGUUCAAAGAUAGAAAAUGUAACAAGUAACUAUGGACACAUUAUAUUGCCAAUUGGAUGGUUUUUCACAUGUGGGUCUUGUACUUAUAAUUAUGUACCAGCUAAUAUAACAUUAGCACAAUGUUGUCUUAGUCGCUUGACAGUGUUUCUACCACCCCGGCCUACUAAAAGCACUCGACAGAAAAGAGAGACUGAGACUAUGAAUGCAGUUUGUGAUGGAAAUGUUACUGUUUUAAGUCCAGCAGAAUAUAUCUCCCUGGCUAUGAGCCUUGUUGGGGUUCCUGGAUUGGCUGUGGGAAAUGCCAAACAACUUGGGCAUCUGGCAUGUUUACUAGCAAAGACAAUUAAUAGUACUUCCAUUGCUAUUGGACUUUUGAUUCAAGAACAACAAGAUUUAAGGCAUGCUAUACUGGACAAUCGAGCUGCAAUAGACUUUUUGUUGUUACAAAGACAUCUUGGCUGCGAAGCUGUGGAAAAUAUGUGCUGUUUCAAUCUCACAGACAAUAGUAACCAAAUUCAACACCAACUGGACUUACUUAAAAAAUAUGCACAUGCAGUUAAACAAGAUAUUGCACCUGAAUGGUGGAAGUUUUUGUGGUCCUGGUUUCCAACAGGAUGGUUCAAAACUAUAUUUCAAUAUGCUGUAUUGAUUGUAUUUUUAUUAAUCACCUUCUGCUGUUUCAUACAAUGUAUCCCAGGAUUACUGUCAUGGUGUUUUCCCCUCUCUGCUAAUAUAAUUUCCCUUGCAGUUUAA
Molecule: messenger RNA, 1220 nt
Organism: Elgaria multicarinata webbii
Lineage: Eukaryota; Metazoa; Chordata; Lepidosauria; Squamata; Anguidae
Product: syncytin-A-like
Exons: 2
Coding region: 114-1220 (368 amino acids)
Source: RefSeq, a predicted model, not a curated record